AUGAGAAAAAUAAACAAAAAACUUAGAAGCUUGUGCAUUAACAUUGCUGGAGAUGGUGAAACUAGCUACACCAACAAUUCUGCCCCUCAGAAAAUAGGGAUAUUGAAAUCAUUGCAUGUACUGGAUGAAGCAAUCAAAGAUAUGAUAACCAAUAUCGGCUUCCCAAAAUGCUUCAAGAUAGCUGAUUUAGGCUGUUCAUCGGGCCCUAAUAGUCUUUCCGUAAUUUCUCGUAUAAUUGAAAAAAUCGAACAUCUCUCCAAAGAAAACAAUAAUGAGUAUGAAGUGUUUCUGAGUGACCUAUAUGGAAAUGACUUCAACAACCUCUUCAAAAUGCUCCCCGAUUUUUACGAAAAACUCGACAUUAGUAAUCCAAGUACAAGAUGCUUCGUAUCGGGUUUGCCGGGUUCGUUCUACGGCCGCCUAUUCCCAUCCAAUAGCCUCGAUUUUGUUUAUUCAUCCUAUAGUCUUCAUUGGCUCUCCCAGGUUCCUAAAGGAGUGGAAAGCAACAAAGAAAACAUACACAUAGCUAAAAAGAGUCCACCGGAGGUAUUUGAAGCGUAUUCGAAGCAAUAUAACAAAGAUUUGACCAAUUUUCUUGAGUCAAGGGGCCUAGAAGUGGUCAAGGGGGGUCGUAUGGUGUUGACUUUCUCCGGUGGAAGCAUCGAUGGUCAAUCUAUAGGAGAUAUCGAGUGCUUACAGUUCACCAUUCUAGCCGAUACACUCGUUGACAUGGUCGCUGAGGGGCUGAUCAAGGAGGCCGAUUUGUAUUCGUUCAACUUGCCUAUGUACGCACCAAGCAAGCAAGAAAUCGAGGAAAUAGUUCUUAGUGAAGGGUCGUUUAAUUUGGACAAACUCGAUGAAUUUGUGCUCCCGUGGGAUGUUCAUGUUACGAGUACCGAUAAUCUAGACGCCAAGUAUAGAAUUGGGGAACUUGUGUUGAAGUUCAUUCGGGCUUUCACCGAGCCAAUCUUGGCCGCGCAUUUCGGGUGCUCCGUCAUGGAUGAGGUUUACGGAAGGUACGGAAAGAAAUUGGGAGAGCUUCAAUCCGAGUAUGCACCACCGUUCCCCAAUGUGGUCAUUUGCUUAACUAAGAAAUGAAUAUUAUUAACCACGCGCGGUUAAUUAAUCUAUGCUACACACAACAAAAUUUAAACUGUUUAGAUCUUUGUCGUUCAUUUAAUAAAUGAUACAGAUCUACCGAAUGUAUCUCAUCCAGUGUAUUGUACAAAUUUGUAAUAUUUUUAUUUUCAUUUAAAUGGGAACUUGUGGGAGCUCCAUUACGGAUUAA
This is a messenger RNA of Erythranthe guttata (spotted monkey flower), 1288 nucleotides long. Lineage: Eukaryota; Viridiplantae; Streptophyta; Magnoliopsida; Lamiales; Phrymaceae. The record is from RefSeq and is a predicted model, not a curated record.